UCGAGUUGGUUAGCAAAGGCAGAUUUCCCUCUUUAUUGUUUGUUUGAACAAUUGAUUUGAUGAACUGACAAUGACUGAUGAGCUUUUUUUUUUUUUUCAGCUUUUUGUCCAGGGGCCUUUGCUUGGCCUUUCUCAUUUCCCACAUUUGUGCCACCUCCCCUCCUCGAUCCUCGAGGUGCAUUUUAGGAAUCGAGAUGUCCUUAAAGAUGGCACGCUGAGAACCAUUUCUGGGUCACAGGCUUGAGGAUCAAGGAGGCGAGGAGGCAAGAAUUUGGGAAAUGAGAAAGGCCCCAGCUCUGUUGUUGUUCUCUAGCUGACCCUUACCUUUGACCUCCACAUAGUGAGGAUGGUGAGGAAACAGGAUAGUUACCCCCUAGGGAUCAAUAAAAUAUCACAUCCACUGGAAUAAUUUUUAUUUAAAUGGUGGACUGCCAAGACAUAAAGGUUUUCAUUCAUCCUGCAUAACCCCCACACCCACAUAAACCCCAAAACCCUCACCCUUCACAGCCAGUGAGGGAACAAGCAACUGAACCACAAUGUGCUUAAUGCAGAUAACAAGGCCUUGACUUGCUGCCAAAGACCAACAACUUAAGUCUCUGGUUUUAAUGAUUUUUUAUUUUGUCGCCAAUUAGGUAGUAGGCUUCCUGGACCUGCUUCCUUCUGAGAUUAAUAAAAGUGUGUUUUAAUUAACUUAAAGAAACAUUUUAAAUGAACGGCUUCUCCUUUGAAUGGAGAUAAGGUUGGUUUCAGUGGCUGCUGGGCAUUAAAUGCCUUUCCUUGGGGGUAUUUAUGACUGUUAUCACUUCCUGUUUGUUGUCGCGUCAAAGUGUGUCGAUCAAGACGGCAGAGAGUGAAACUGACGCCCGACUGGGGAGCGCACUGUGCGGGCAGGGCGAUUUGAGGAACCGGGGCGCUUAAAUCUUUUAUCUGAGGAAUGGCCGCUUCGGCGAUAAAAGGAUUUGAGUAUCCCCACUAGCUCCUGACCCAUAUUCCCGAGGAAAACGUUGUUUGCAUCGCUCAAGAAGAAUUAAGGGUGGCUCUGUUCUGUUCGGUUUCCGCUGCGCGCAAUCACAGCUCCAGGACCAGCGGUAGAGUCGGUGCGCUCUGGCAGAAAGCAUCCCCUCCUCAUCACUGGGCUCAGACAGCAGUCAGUGCUCCUCUCCAUGCCUCCGAGCCUCAGCUACCGGCAGUCAUUUGCGGAAUCCCUUGCAAUGAACCCUCUAUAAAACAGCCUGUCUCUUUCUUUUUUUGUUUCACUCUUUACUUACUUCACAUCGCGGGCAGGAAAGAGGAGAACACACGCGAGAAACACUCUUAAGUUUUCGUGAGUCGCACUGGAGGGGAGGAAGCGAUGGCAGCCCCGGUGAAAGCAGCGUUGGCUCUCCUGGUUCUCACCGUGGCAACUGCCUUGGGUGCUGAGGUGGAGGAGCGGCUGGUGAGUCACCUGUUGUCAGCAGAGCGCUACAACAAGCUGAUCAGACCAGCUGUCAACAACAGCCAGCAGGUCACCAUUUACAUCCAGGUGUCUCUAGCCCAGUUGAUCAACGUGAAUGAGCGGGAGCAGAUCAUGACAACCAACUGUUGGCUCAGUCAGGUAUGGAAUGACUACAGAUUAAUGUGGGACCCUGAAGAGUACGAGGGAAUCAAGAAAAUCCGGCUCCCGUCACAACACAUCUGGCUCCCAGACAUCGUACUCUACAACAAUGCUGAUGGGACGUAUGAAGUCUCCUUUUACUCCAAUGCCGUGGUCUCCAACAACGGCGAAGUGGCCUGGCUCCCACCAGCUAUCUACAAGUCGGCCUGCAAAAUCGAAGUCCGUGAUUUCCCAUUUGACCAGCAGAACUGCACCCUCAAGUUUCGCUCCUGGACCUACGACCACACUGAGAUUGAUCUCAUCCUCCUUAGUGAUUUUGCCUCACGUGAUGACUUUAAACCCAGCGGUGAGUGGGAUAUAGUUUCACUGCCUGGACGCAAGAAUGAAGACCCUAAUGACAUCAAGUACCUGGAUAUCACCUAUGACUUUAUUAUCAAAAGAAAGCCUCUGUUCUAUACCAUUAACCUGAUCAUUCCCUGCAUCCUGAUCACGUCACUGGCUAUUCUGGUUUUCUACCUCCCGUCAGACUGUGGUGAGAAGAUGACUCUCUGUAUCUCUGUCCUCUUGGCGCUGACUGUGUUUUUACUCCUUAUCUCAAAGAUUGUGCCACCUACGUCUUUAGCUGUGCCUCUGAUUGGGAAGUACUUGAUGUUUACGAUGGUGCUCGUCACCUUCUCCAUCGUCACCAGCGUUUGUGUGCUCAAUGUGCACCAUCGGUCCCCCAGCACGCACACCAUGCCUCCUUGGGUCAAGCGCGUCUUCCUGUACCGGCUCCCCUCUUACCUCUUCAUGCGGAGACCCGGUAGCUCCAACAUCCGAGAGAGGUUCCGGAAAAAACACCAGCAGCGAUCAUACUCUGACCAGAAGCUGCGUGGAGCAGACGGAGGGACUGGAGGUGCUGCACGAAUGCCAGAUUCCUCCUCAUCCUUCUUUGUGAACGAGGAGUCAGCCAAACACUACGGCUAUAAGAUCAGAGACUUGUCAGAGAACACAGACUUCAGGAAGAGGAUGACGCUCAAGAGCAACAUUGACGUGGAGGAUGCAGUGGAUGGAGUACGCUACAUCGCUGAGAAGAUGAAGAGUGAGGAUGAUGAUGAAGGGAUCAUUGAGGACUGGAAGUACGUGGCCAUGGUGAUCGACCGUCUCUUCCUGUGGAUCUUUGUGCUGGUGUGUGUGGUCGGGACUUUGGGCCUCUUCAUGCAGCCUCUGUUCCAGAGUUACAACACGCCCAUUCUUGAUGACAUGGAUCAUAAAUGAAAACUGAAACCAGAACUUUGAUCUCAACAUGACCCAGACAUGAACUCUGAGUCCCCCCAGAAACAGAGCUCUGACAACAUUUUAAUACAUUUACUCACACUUGUGCCCUGCACCACAUUAUCACUGGGAAAUGAUAAUUAUGAACUUUAGCCCUCUUCCACAUCCUGCUCCUUCCUUACUUCCACCCCUUGCCCUCUUCAUUCUCUAUCCUCUGAUCCACUCAUCUGUCAUUCACAGAGGAACUUGGCUUUAUUUAUUUCAGUUAACUUAAUGGAUUUAAUGAUGGUCUGUAACAACUUGUGUUUUGGCCAUCAUUAAACAGGCAGAUGAAGAAUCAUAGAGAUCAUUAUGUUAAACGAGGAGACCUAGAUACGUGGCAACAUUGCUGGUCAACUGAAUAGGGGAUGCUACACGCUAUGUGCCCCAGCCACUCGGUUACCAGGACACCCCCAGAUUAGCCAAACUUUGGAAGAUAAAACAAAGCCAUUUAUUCCAAAAAUGUCUGAUGUAAAAUGUAGACUUUGGUGUGUUCAAUGAUAUCAUAAUCAAAAUAAUUAAUGGCCAAAACUACAAAAACAAGAGCCAAGUUAUAAUAAACCAGAAUUACCUUUCAGUUCAAAAUGUGAAGUGGAACCACUUGUCAGCCAUGAUGCUCUUUCUUGAUGAUCCAUAUAGAUCUGCAGUUCUCCAAGGAUUGCAAUGUAGUUUUAUUUUAACAAGAAAUCCCAUAUGCAAAAUGGUCAUGUUUAAAGUAUGUUGACCCCCCAUCACUGUUCACAAAGGUUUACCUGGCCAACAGCAUCUCAGGACUAGAACAGACUUGGUUUUGCUCUUUUCUACAGUACUUUCUGUAUGUAUGUAAAUCAAAUUCUAAUGGCCCUAACAUGACAUUAUGGGGGCUAGCAUGUACACAACAAGGCACUAUUAUUUGAUAUUAAAUAUUUUUAUUUUUGUUAACUCAAAGAGAGAAAGAGCCCAAAGAUGUACAAAGCCACAGAAACUCACAUUUUGCAGAAAUGGGCUUCACAUUGACAACACAUCCCCUGAAGAGAUGAAGAUGAAUCCCUUCUGUGUAGAAACAUAGAAGAAGAUCACCUCUCUGUGUCCUUUUGCCAAUAGCACACAUACGACAUUAAUUUAUAAUAUUUGCCUUGAAAAAGAGAGCGAGAAGGGACACAAAUCAGCUAACUGUUGGACUGCUCAAAUAGUAAUUGAUGGGUGUGUAAGGGGGUGCCCAGCCUGUUUUUACCCUCACACACACACCUUACUGUGUGGACCUGAAAAAAUCGUUGAUCAAAUCUAUGACAAGCUGCUGCUGUGAUGUUCAAAAGCAGCUGUUUUUAAAUAAAGGAGGGGUGUUACAAUAGUGCUAAAAAAUAUCAAUUCAACACCAUGCUUCUUUUAAAGGUACAGUACCCUGGUUUCAUCAAAGCAGUGCUCAUCAGCAUCCAUCACCAAGGAAACCAGCAGCAAUAAAUAUUGUACUGUAUUUUAUACACACUGACCUGAAGGAAAAUUAGCCAAACUGUCUGGCUCUUCAAUUGCGAGACGUUACUUGAAUCUGUGUCCAGCAAUUAUUUCUAAGAGAUAUUAUAACUCGUCACUGUCAUAACUCACUCAUCUGUCACUGCUACCAAUGUUAGCCAAGGAAAAGGUGUGCUGUACUAAUUCAGCUGUAUUGAUUUCUUUCAUCUUUGUUUUUUCAGUGGAUGGCAUGAAACAUAAUUUUUCUUUUUCUGAGUUCUGUCUGUCUAGACGAUAAAUGCUGCGAAUUACAGGUUGAGAUGGGAGCUGAUGUCUUGCUAACCGGAUCAAUAAAGGAAAAU
This is a messenger RNA of Micropterus salmoides (largemouth bass), 4677 nucleotides long. RefSeq names its product neuronal acetylcholine receptor subunit beta-2-like. The transcript has 6 exons. Gene Ontology annotation, biological process: chemical synaptic transmission; regulation of membrane potential; signal transduction. Gene Ontology annotation, molecular function: acetylcholine-gated monoatomic cation-selective channel activity; transmembrane signaling receptor activity. Bases 1352 to 2851 code for a protein of 499 amino acids. The record is from RefSeq and is a predicted model, not a curated record. Gene Ontology annotation, cellular component: postsynaptic membrane; neuron projection; synapse. Lineage: Eukaryota; Metazoa; Chordata; Actinopteri; Centrarchiformes; Centrarchidae.